Fukomys damarensis (Damara mole-rat) is the source of this 2287-nucleotide messenger RNA. RefSeq names its product TLC domain containing 1 (gene Tlcd1). The record is from RefSeq and is a predicted model, not a curated record. Gene Ontology annotation, biological process: plasma membrane organization; phospholipid homeostasis; membrane assembly. Lineage: Eukaryota; Metazoa; Chordata; Mammalia; Rodentia; Bathyergidae. The transcript has 3 exons. Gene Ontology annotation, cellular component: plasma membrane. The coding region runs from base 279 to 944 and encodes 221 amino acids.
GCGUACCUGGCGCUGGCAUAACCUGCUGGUCUCCUUCACCCACUCCAUUGUGUCAGGGAUAUGGGCGCUGCUGUGGUAAGUGAGCGACUAGGGGCGAGAGGUGGCCCGGGGAUCCCGUGCGGGCGCCGGGACGGGCUUCCGUGUUACUAUUUCCAUCACUCACCAGUGGGCCGAGGCUGCGAAUCUCACCUGAUUCCCUGUUUGGGAGACUACCCAACCAGGGGCGGCUCAGGGAAACUCGAGGCACUGGGGCUUCGGCCAAGCCCCUCCUCGCUCCCAUGCCAGCCAAUAGCGCGAGCCUGGACUGUCCCGGGACUGGCGGGGGGCCGGGGGACCCGAGGGUCUCUUCGGGUGCCGACUGUGCCGAGGGCCUCCCUCCUUCCUCCUCUCCCAGUUUAUGGCAGAGCCCCGAGAUGCUGGUGGAGAUUGAGACAGCGUGGUCACUCUCUGGCUAUUUGCUCGUUUGCUUCUCUGCAGGGUAUUUCAUUCACGACACGGUGGACAUCGUGAUCAGUCAUCAGGCCAGAGCUUCUUGGGAAUACCUCGUUCACCAUGUCAUGGCCAUGGGUGCCUUCUUCUCAGGCAUCUUUUGGAAGAGGUUUGUUGGUGGAGGUGUCCUGACAUUACUGGUGGAAGUGAGCAACAUCUUCCUCACCAUGCGCAUGAUGAUGAAAAUCAACAAUGCCCAGGAUUUUCUUCUCUACCGGGUCAACAAGUAUGUCAACUUGGUCAUGUACUUUCUCUUCCGCCUGGCCCCUCAGGCCUACCUCACCAACUUCUUCCUGCAGUAUGCAGGCCAAAGGACCCUGGGGACCUUUCUGCUGGCCAUACUGCUCAUGCUGGAUGUGAUGAUCCUCAUCUACUUUUCCCGUCUUCUCCGCUCUGACUUCUGCCCUGACCGCAUCCCCAGCCAACAACACAAAGACAAGUUCUUGACUGAGUAGGAGGAAAAGAGCCUGGGACAUGUGGCAAGGACAACAAACACACAACAGAGCAGAAGCAGCCACACACAUAAACUGGGUCUCUGCCCCAAGCCUGGACAUACCAAGGGGCCAGUCUCUACCUUGAGCCACACUCACACUAUUGAAAACACUAAUGAAAGAACGCUUCUGAAGCCUUAAAAUCUUUUCUUGGGUAACCAGUGAGAGAAGCAGACAAACCGGUUAGACAUAUGUGGGUGUGAGGACAAGGACCCAACACAAACCCAGCCAACCCACACUGACCUGAAAUAGAUGCUGAAGACGAUUCUAAACUUCCAGGGAUAAAGGAAGGGGAUCCUGUAAAGCUUGUUUUUUUGGCCCAGAGUUGUCCUAGGACAAGUAACCUUCACCUGAGUAAUAAAUACCUCUUGAUAGUUCCUACAUGAUUACUACCAGGGUUAUGAAUGAGUAUAAUGGCUUGAAGGGUUGAGUGUUCCAACUGGGUAAGUGUAUCAGGAGUCCUACUCAGAGCUGGAGAUGCAGCUUGGUGGUGGGGAGUUUAUCCACCAUCACCCAAAACUGACAUAAAGACAAGCAGCAUAAGGCUGGGGAUUUCACUCAGUGGUUCUGCGGCUGCUUCACAAGCAUAAGGACCCGAGUUUGAUCCCCAGUACCAAAAAACAAACAAAAAAAGACAAGAAGCAUAUAUAUAUAGAUAGAUGGUGAAAAUAAGGUGUAUUUAAAAUUAGCCAGCUGGACUCAGUUUAGAUGAUCCCAAUCUGAAAAACAAAAAGGAAGCUUUGUUACUGGGGGUGAAAUAGGUAGAUGAAGCUGGGGUGUUAAGGAUUAAAAGCAGAAUGACAGACUAGGUGGGCAGAGCUUGUUAAACAUUAGAGUGCAGUCAGUCAAUUAUGACUAAUCAGGAAGUCAGGCUUUGGUCACGAACAUCAUUUGCACCCAGUGGAUAGAUGUGAUAUUAGGACUCUGUAGAAAAGGAAGCUUACUUUGUUGGCAACAUCCAAAGCAUCAUAAUCGGGAGCCAGUCGAACAUAAGCCUUCUUCUCUCCAUCAGGCCUAGGUGGAGAAAGAAGCUUUAGCCCCUGCUGCCUCCAUCCUACCCGCCUCCCCACACACCCCCAUCCUCUGGUGCAUCAGCGGUUCCUUUGUUCAUGUCAUUCUUUUCCAAAUAGUGAAUUUUCCAUCAUUUGCACAGAGGAGCCACAGAGCCAGAUUCCUUUCAUUAGAAAUACAAGACACUUGAGACUAAACCCAUGUAAUCAUACUUUACUAUAGUGACUACCUCUGCCCAACUCCAUCAGCGAAGUCCUAGAGGUAGUUUCCUCAGAUCUCCACUUAUACAAUGAUAA